CGCCCGGCCCUCGGGGCGGCGCCGCACUGUCGGGACGCCUUCCUGGACUUCGUGCUGGACGUGGCCUUCGACGUCCGGGAGCACUACGAGCGGGUGCAGCGGCCCAGCCUGGCGCCGCAGCGCGCGGGGCCAGCGCCCGCCCCGGCUGGCUGGGGCCCCGCCGGUGAACCAGAGCCGCUCGACGCUGCGCAGAGCUCGCCUGGGCCGCCGGCCCCGAGGCACCUGUCCUCGGAUGUGGCCACGGUUCUCGUCAUCCUGAAGUCGUUCGUGGGCGGCACCCUGCUGGUGGUCCCGAGGGAGUUCCUGCGGGCGGGGGUCCUGUCCGGCACAGUGCUGUUCUGGGCCGUCGGGCUCCUGAAGCUGCUGCAGGCACACCAGCAAAGGGGCGGCUCCCUGGGGACGCUGGCCCGCCUCGCGCUGGGCGCCGCGGGGGCCGCGGCGGUGGAGUGCUCCGUCGUGCUGUCGCAGCUGGGCUUCGCUGCCGCGGAGAUGAUCUACGUUGCCAGGAACGGAGCUUCGGCGCUCGAGUGGUUGUCCGAGAACUCGCCCGCUGCAUCCGCUUGGCUUGGCGAGGUCGACGUGGCGGGUAUGACGGCCACGCUCACAUGGCUGCAGCUACUUUUCAUCGUGCCGGCGUCUUGGUACAGGGAGCUGAGCGCUUUCACUGUCUACAACUUCGUGGGCAACGUGCUCGUGCUGGGCACCGUGGUGUUCUUGUCCAGCAUCACCGUGACCGGGCUGGCGCGUGAGGGCAUGUCUCAAGAUUGGGAGCUUGGUUGUCCCACGAAGCAGGCCCUCGUCUUCCUGGGUUUUUCUACUUAUGCAUUUGAGGGUAUUAAUAUGGUUAUCCCGAUGUACCGGGUGCACAGGGACAAGAACACGUUCGCUGGUUUGCUUGUCGCAACGAUCGUUGGGAUCAUCAUGUUGUUUUCUGUGUUUGCUUGUUCCAACGUCUUCCUUUACGGGCAGUCAGUGAAGCCGAUAUUGACGCUGAAUUUGCCACAGAAGUCAGCUGCCGCUGGGCUAGUACCACUCGCAUUCUCCCUCGCUUCGCUGGUGCUCGUGCCCCUCAUGGUGUUCCCGACGUUCGAGAUUCUCGAGGGCGCCGCGAGGCGGGGCUGCGGCGCUCUCCUGGUGGGCAGCCCCGCGAGAGUCAACGCCCUGCGCGGCGCCGUGGUGCUGCUGUGCGCCGUGGUGGCGCGCGAGGGCGGCGCCUACCUGGACGUCUUCCUGUCCCUGGUAGCUCCGCGAGCGCUGGGGGCGCCCCCCCCGGGUGGCGCCGCGCGCGGGGCGGAGCUGGCGGCCUUCCCCCCCGCGGCGGGCGGGCCGAUGAGCCACGGCUGGCACGCCGGCACGCCGGCGCGCGAGAGCGCGCAGGCCCGGCUGCUGAGGGCGGCGGAGGAGGAUCGCGUGGAGCAUCUGCGGAGGCAGGCUCAGGACGGACGACCUCGCUCUCGAAGCAGUCGUGGACGGCGACGGCCAGACGCUGCUCCACGUCGCGGCCUUGCGAGGGUGACCGUGCGGUGGGAGCCGGACGGCGAGGCCCACCGUUGCGCGCUGGGCGAGCUCGGGCAGGUGCAGUGGCUGCCGGAGGGCGACGAGCUGCUGGACCUGCUGGAGCGGCUGCGCGCGGAGCGCGCCGCGGACGUGGAGUCCGUGAAGGGCGAGGGGUACGACGCCGUGCUGAUGAGCGUGGAGGACGAUGUCAGGGAGGAGCUGAGGGCCCUGCGGUGGAUGAGCACGGAGCUCGCCGGGACAGACGAUAUGAGGCAGCUGUUGAGGGAGAACAGGGAGCUCAGGUCCGAGGACGUCCUGGCCUUCCUGCUGGGCCCCGACGGCGGCGCCGCGAGGCUCGUGCACGCGCGCGACGCGAACCGGUGCUGGUGA
Messenger RNA from Prorocentrum cordatum, 1887 nucleotides. NCBI's taxonomy places the organism in Eukaryota, Dinophyceae, Prorocentrales, Prorocentraceae. The record is from the annotation of a GenBank genome assembly.